AGACGCCAUUUUGUCAGCCUUUUCCUCCAUUGAGCCACUGCCAGCCAGGCGUCUGUGCGCACGCAGAAACCCAGGACGCUGCGUCUCUCUCCGGCCUUCCAGCAACUCCCUCGCCCCCCUCCCCAACCCGGGACUCACGGAAACAACCCCGGCGGCAGCGGCAGCAGCAGCAGCAGCAACAACCCCCGGGUGGAUGAGAUACCCUCUCUAGGCUCGGUCGACACCCACCGGUACCAGUGACACCGCCGUCAAGAACCGAGCAUGGCUUUGAAGAUUGUCAAAGGGAGCAUCGAUCGGAUGUUCGAUAAAAACCUUCAAGAUUUAGUACGUGGCAUCAGGAACCACAAGGAUGAUGAGGCCAAGUACAUCUCCACUUGCAUUGAUGAGAUCAAACAGGAGCUCAAGCAGGACAACAUCGCCGUCAAAGCCAAUGCCGUUUGCAAGCUCACCUACCUUCAGAUGCUGGGCUAUGACGUCAGCUGGGCCGCAUUCAACAUCGUCGAAGUCAUGAGCUCCUCCAAGUUCACUUACAAGAGGAUCGGCUACUUGGCAGCCUCGCAAUGCUUUCACGAGAGCACUGAUGUCAUCAUGCUAACCACGAAUCAGAUUCGAAAGGACCUCAGCAGUCCCAAUCAGUACGACACAGGCGUUGCCCUCACAGGCCUGUCUUGCUUCGUUACCCCCGAUCUGGCUCGCGACCUGGCCAACGACAUCAUGACACUGAUGUCUCAUACGAAACCCUACAUCAGGAAGAAAGCAGUGCUGAUCAUGUACAAGGUGUUUCUCAAGUACCCGGAGUCCCUCCGUCCUGCUUUCCCCAGGCUCAAGGAGAAACUUGAAGACCCAGAUCCAGGCGUGCAGUCGGCCGCGGUCAACGUGAUCUGUGAGCUGGCGCGUAGGAAUCCCAAAAACUACCUUUCUCUGGCACCGCUCUUCUUCAAGCUCAUGACCUCCUCCACUAACAACUGGGUCCUUAUUAAGAUUAUUAAAUUGUUCGGUGCGCUCACUCCUCUGGAGCCCCGCUUGGGAAAAAAGCUGAUUGAACCUCUCACAAACCUAAUUCACAGUACAUCUGCCAUGUCUUUGCUGUACGAGUGUGUGAACACAGUUAUUGCAGUGUUAAUUUCCUUGUCCUCUGGAAUGCCCAACCACAGUGCUAGUAUCCAGCUCUGUGUACAGAAACUGCGAAUCCUGAUUGAAGACUCUGACCAGAACUUGAAAUAUCUGGGCCUUUUGGCCAUGUCCAAAAUCCUGAAGACCCACCCUAAGUCUGUGCAGAGCCACAAGGACCUCAUCCUGCAGUGUCUGGAUGACAAGGAUGAGUCCAUCCGUCUCAGAGCUUUGGAUCUACUCUACGGCAUGGUCUCCAAAAAGAACUUGAUGGAAAUUGUGAAGAAACUGAUGCUACAUGUGGAUAAAGCGGAGGGAACCACAUACAGGGAUGAACUGCUCACCAAGAUCAUUGACAUUUGUAGCCAGAGCAACUACCAGUACAUCACCAACUUUGAGUGGUACAUCAGUAUCCUUGUGGAGCUGACCCGAUUAGAGGGCACCAGGCACGGUCACCUCAUCGCCUCUCAGAUGCUGGAUGUCGCUAUCCGGGUUAAGGCCAUCCGGGUGUUCGCCGUGGCCCAGAUGGCCACGCUGCUGGACAACGCUCACCUUUUGACCGGGAACAUGCAGAGAAACGGCAUAUGUGAAGUUUUGUACGCAGCAGCCUGGAUCUGCGGCGAGUUCUCGGAACACCUGGAGAACCCGUUGCAGACGCUAGAGGCCAUGCUGCGGCCGAAGGUGGCUACUUUGCCGGGCCACAUCCAGGCCGUGUACGUGCAGAACGCCGCCAAGUUGUUCGCCACUGUGCUACAGAGCCAAAAGGACAACACAGAUGGCACAACUGCACAAGAAACCAGCCAGCUAAUGAUAGACCGCCUGCCGCUUUUUGUCCAGAGCGCCAACCUGGAAGUGCAGGAAAGGGCAUCUUGCAUCCUGCAACUGGUAAAGUACAUCCAGAAACUGCAGCAGAAGGAAGUCGAGGUAGCGGAGGAAGUCAUUGCACUGUUUGCCGGAGAACUCAAUCCUGUAGCUCCCAAGGCACAAAAGAAAGUGCCUAUCCCUGAAGGUCUGGAUCUUGAUGCCUGGAUCAAUGAGCCUCCAUCUGAGAGCGAGUCCGAGGACGAGCAGCCCAAAGCUAUUUUUACAAAGGAGGAGCCCAAACAUUCCCGGCCCAGACACACAGAGGUGGACGAGAAGGAGCUGGCGAGGAGAAGAGAAGCCAGGAAACAAGAGCAAGCCAACAACCCAUUUUACAUCAAGGCCUCGCCAUCCUCGCAAAAGGUGUACCAGGACACCCCUGGAGUGGAGCACAUCCCAGUUGUUCAGAUUGAUCUGAGUGUGCCUCUUAAAGUACCAGGCCUGCCUAUGUCCGACCAGUACGUAAAGCUGGAGGAGGAGCGUCGGCAGAAGGAGAGAGCCGACAAGAAAAAAAAGGAGAAAAAGAAAAAGAAAGAAAAGCGCAGUGGACGGGGAAAGAAACACGACUCUGGUCCGGAGAGCGAGGAAGACAUUACGCCGGCGCACAUGGUCGACAUCGUCACAGAGGAGAUGCCAGAGAAUGCCUUACCUAGUGAUGAGGAUGACAAAGAUCCUAAUGACCCUCACAAAGCCCUGGACAUCGACCUGGACAACUUGGUGGAAAUGGCGGGGCGCAGGCCUCUUGCAGACAGCGAGAAGCUACCAGUCAGGUCUCACCGUCCAACAGAAGUUCAGAAAAGCCCAGACGGAGAUGCCGUAAGCACCUUGCAGGAAGCCAAGAGGAGCAUCAAAGAGAAGAAGGAGAAGAAGAAAGACAAAGAGAGGGACAGGAAGAAGAGCAAAGAAGAGAAGAAGAAGAAAAAACACAAACAUGAAGAAAAGGGGGUGGAUCUACUCGGGCAUCAGUCAGACGAGCCCAUCGUCCAAUCUGAAGGACCCAGUGAGAUGGUGGCCCCUCCUACUUCCACAACUCCUGAGGUUUCAGAUCUGGAUUUCUGGCUCUCAAAGGCUCCAGUGCCCUCUUACGCCCAGGAAGCAGUAACAGUAGAAGGAGAAGCAGCCUCCGUGCCAGACGCAGCAUCCUGCACGACACCAAACUCUGAUCCCGAUGAGACCAAGGACUUGGAGACGGAGGAGUCUAAAUCAUCCAAACACAAGAAGAAGAAGCAGAAAAAGGAGAAGGAAGAGAAGGAUAAGAAAAAGAAGAAGAAGCACCAUCAUCAUCACCACCACCACAGCGAUGGAGGCGGAGAGGGGACUGUGCACAAUGGCACGGUGGAGGAGGAAGAACCUCUACCGCCCAUGUCCAAUUACUGCCUCCUCGCAGAGAACGCUUAUAUCAAGAUGAUGAUGGAAGAUGCCGAUCAGGUGUAUGACAUCCAGGGGAACCUACAAGAUGGCAGCCAGGUGGUGGUGUCAGUCAUCUUUGAGAACAAAUGUGAUAGCUUCCUGAAAUCCAUGGAGUUCAACGUGCUGGACUCUCUCAACUCCAAGCUGCAGAGGCCGGAGGGGGCGGGUGCGCACGACGGCCUCACCGUCCCCUUUCAGCUCCCGCCUGGGGUGUCCAACGAAGCUCGCUUUGUGUUCACUGUGCAGAGCAUCGUGAUGCCACAGAAACUCAAGGGAACGCUCACUUUCAUUGUCAAGAAUGAAGACUCUUCAACUCACGAGAAACUGGACUUCAAACUGCACUUUACUUGUACCUCCUACCUAAUCACCACUCCAUGCUACAGCGAUGCAUUUGCAAAGCUGUUGGAAUCUGGGGACCUGAAGGGCAGCUCUGUCAAACUGGAAGGCAUCAACAUGCCCUUCCACCACCUUCUGGCCAGGAUCUGCUUCCAUCACCACUUCUCCGUUGUGGAGAGGGUCGACUCCUGUGCCUCUAUGUACAGCAGAUCUAUCCAGGGUCACCAUGUUUGUCUGCUCGUCAAAACCUCCAACCAGACGGUGUCCAUCGACGCCAAAUGUGACGAACCCGCGCUGCUCGGGAACGUGCUGGAUGAGAUCAAACAGACCUUCUCUGAGUGCGAUUGUGUCCAUGGUUAGCCCAACCUUCUCCCUCCUCGCUAAAACGCAUCAAGAUCACAUUCAAAACACUGCGGGCGGCAAUGCCGCCGUCGCCCUAUUUAUUUAUCUGCUCUCCUCCUCCUCUUCUUUGCUCUUCCUGCCCCCUACUCUCUUGAGCACACUCACUUGACGUCGUUUUACAGACUGGCGGUGUACUCGCUCCGUGUUCUCCUGCGACGCACUUUUCAAUUUCCUCUCUGAGCUCUUGGAUGUCCCUCCUCCUCUGCUUCUUCCUCUUCUCCUCCACUGUCACAUGGCGCCAUUUUGACACCUGGACUUUUGCUGUUGAUGGUUGAAUUGCGUUUUUACUGGUUUUGAACUAUGCUGUCAUUGAUGUGCCGUUUUAUUUUUGUUUGUUUUGUUUUUUGUCUGUCUGAACGCCUGUUCGCGCCUUCUAUGUGUGUGCGUGUGUGUAAACAUCCGACUGCUGUUUCAGCCUUGAAACCAAGUGACUGUCUCUUUCUCAAAAUUAAAAAAAAAAAAGAAAAAAGAGAGGAACUCGUACUCCCUACCUAAUCUCUUCUGACCCUGAGGCCUGCAGUAGAUGAGACCUUAGAGCGACUUGCACUACUCACAAAAUGUUCAGGAUAUUGGGCUGUUAGGAAGAACCUAAAAUGCAUCAGUCUAUUCCCUUAAGUGAACUUAAUUUGACUUUUUGUGAACCUAAUGUGAGUAGUGCACUGUGCAGUAACCAAGCUUGGGAUAGCCAAUCCCUCCUGCCCUGCCUGCUUUUCCCCCUACGGACCAAAAUGGAGAGACACUUGAACACGAGUACCACCAGUCAACACCAAUCAGAUUCACAAACUUGUUUAGUUGCGUCACUGUUACAUUUGAUUACCUCAAAAGGUGACCAUGUGUGACAUACGAAUAAAUGCCUCCCUCUUUCCAUCAGGGAAAAAAAAAACUCAGCAACUGUAAACUGUCUCACUUGAUUGAUGCUAUUGUUCACACAGACACUAAUUAACUACCAAGUCCAUUUGCUAACCAAAAGACAAGCACAUACUAAGCUCUCAACUGGUCUUUAGCAUCGCAGUAGGCAUUUAUUUGCCUGUGUCUUUUAUACCGAACUUAAUAGAAGUGGGACACUUUCAGCUAUUACGCAUUCACACGUUCAGGUAAUGUGAUGAUGAGUGGCAAGGAAAAGCCAACUAACACAAAACUAGUGUGGAUGGUGAGGCUCCAUAUUCAUAUUCAAUUCUGGCUGUGAGAAGUUGAUAAAUUCGAUGGUCAAACAUUAUUGAUACAGAGGCCGGAAAACCCCAUACUUAAGAUUCCACAACUUGACCGCUGAGCCUAUUUAAAUCCAUUGCUAACCAAAACAGCAGCACCUGAGGCAUGUAAAUGAUCCCGUCGUGUUCAGAGUGUGCAGGCUUACUACGAGUCACACUACAAUGCUGUGUGCAGUCCCACUUGCAUUUAUAUUUGUCCAAAAUUGAGUUCAUAGUCCAGUUUCAAUUGCGACCAUCUGCAGUUAAGUAAAGGUCUCCGGAUUUUUUGUAGAAAUGUGAAUCACAUACUUUUAGGUACAGUAAUCAGGACGGAGCCCUGCUGCCAAUGUGAGUAAUUGAUGAGCCCCCAAAUUUCUUCAUUUCUAUAAAUAAUUAAAACUGUAAAUAAACCAUAAACUAUCAUGCCCCUAAAAUUUUUGAUAUUUUCAAACUCACGUUACGGCAUGAGUAUUGAGACAUCUACAUGCAAAAAUGCUCCAUAACCUUCACCAACAACCCAGGCUAAACUUAACUACGGACAUGCGGCGAUGAUUCUCUCGUGACUUCCACCAUUAACUACCCAGGCUAACAUCGGUUCCUCCCUGACAUAUGAACUUUGUCUCUCAGUCGAGAUUUCACUUCAACAUAGUUCCUUGGCACCAAGAUGGCACCAAAGCCCUGUCUAAAAGAACAGUGACAAUACAUUUCGAUAAGAUGGGGACUUGUGUGUUCAAAAUAGAUGAAGGGUUUUUUUUCCAGCAAAGGACAGGCUCAAAAUAAAAUUUACCAGUCGCAACCCACGAAUGGGCAAGGGAAUAGUAUACACAUUUGAGGUGCCUACGGUGGCCCAUGUGUCCCAAAAGGCAUCCGUGAUUCAUCACAAAUACUAUUUUACCAAGGUAUCGCAACACAAUUAUCAGUAUUAGGCGCCACAGCAUCUGUCCUCCUUACGUGCACCUGUUGUUUUCGCUUUUCCAUUUCCAUCACGGCAGGCCAAAGCACUCUCAAACCUAAAUUUCUGAAGUAGCAAGCUCAAGACUAACUGUUAGCAUCUGUUAUAUUUGUUUGUUUUCCUUCACAAGUCUGACUACGUGUGUGGUCAGCUGUAAAUUUGCAGGAAUGUCCAUUGAAAACAUGUUCCCGACAAUGACCUAUCCGUGGAGUUUCUCCCAUAUUGAUUGUCACCUAUUUCAGAUCAUUAUAUUAUUGCAUUACAACUUGUAUAUUGCAUGAUUUAGGAAUGUACACUUUUUUAUUCCCUUUUUUUUUCCUUCCAUGGACAUUUUCACCUGAAUUGUCAUUCCAUUUUCUCCUGUUAUUUUCUCUAUAGAGUUUUUUUUUUUUAAUGAACUACAUACAGUACUUGGACAAUGAUGGUUGUUUUUAUGCAUUCUAAGUUUCGGAGGGGGAAUAAAUUCGAUAGUUGAAUGAUUUAAAUUAUUAAAACGCAGGUGAGGAUCAAGUGGGGGUGUUUAAAAGAAAUCAGGAUGAAGAGGGCAUUGAGGGCUCCCAAUUAAGAACAGGGCAGCACUGAGGGACUACCUGUCUUAAUUCCCUCUCGGUUCGGCCGUCGUGUUCUUUUUGUAACAUUCUUAGCUCUUGACAUUGAAAGUAUACUCUCCACACCACAGAUUUCCAAAAGUACUGUCGUCUUGUUUCUCCAUACUCUCCAGCUGUACAAUGUCAUAUGUUUCAAAAGGUUGGACGUGAAUGAUCUUCACUCCCUGUAAAGAUUACCCAACAUAAAAGUAAAAAUAAAAACUACAAGAUGCUA
Molecule: messenger RNA, 7080 nt
Organism: Hippocampus comes (tiger tail seahorse)
Lineage: Eukaryota; Metazoa; Chordata; Actinopteri; Syngnathiformes; Syngnathidae
Gene: ap3d1
Product: adaptor related protein complex 3 subunit delta 1
Exons: 35
Coding region: 262-4077 (1271 amino acids)
Biological process (GO): protein targeting to vacuole; synaptic vesicle membrane organization; neurotransmitter receptor transport, postsynaptic endosome to lysosome
Cellular component (GO): membrane coat; endosome membrane; presynaptic endosome
Source: RefSeq, a predicted model, not a curated record